AUGUUUAUAUUUGGCACAGCGUAUACGCCGUAUACGCUGUAUACGGAAGUAGCGUAUCGUAUAUGGGUCCUGCUGACCCAGUUUACGCCCGUAAUUAUACGCGCGUAUGCGUAUACGUGGGAAAUUUUACGCGCAGCAGCCUCGUACGACGAAGACACAUCUUUGGCUUGA
Molecule: messenger RNA, 171 nt
Organism: Fomitiporia mediterranea MF3/22
Lineage: Eukaryota; Fungi; Basidiomycota; Agaricomycetes; Hymenochaetales; Hymenochaetaceae
Exons: 2
Coding region: 1-171 (56 amino acids)
Source: RefSeq, a predicted model, not a curated record